Molecule: messenger RNA, 1078 nt
Organism: Schizosaccharomyces octosporus yFS286
Lineage: Eukaryota; Fungi; Ascomycota; Schizosaccharomycetes; Schizosaccharomycetales; Schizosaccharomycetaceae
Product: 60S ribosomal protein L8
Exons: 1
Coding region: 91-852 (253 amino acids)
Biological process (GO): cytoplasmic translation
Cellular component (GO): cytosolic large ribosomal subunit; ribosome
Molecular function (GO): structural constituent of ribosome; RNA binding
Source: RefSeq, a predicted model, not a curated record
UCACGCCUUGAAAAACUGCACAACACAUAACUUUUUGCAAAUACACGGAAGUCGGGUUUCUCUCAAACACCACAAAAAACUUACAACAAAAUGGGACGUGUUAUUAGAGCACAAAGAAAGAGCGGAGGAAUUUUCCAAGCUCACACUCGUCUUCGUAAGGGAGCCGCUCAGCUCCGUACUUUGGACUUUGCUGAGCGUCACGGAUACAUUCGUGGUGUUGUCCAAAAGAUCAUCCAUGACCCUGGUCGUGGUGCUCCUUUGGCUAGAGUUGCUUUCCGUAACCCUUACCACUACCGUACUGAUGUUGAGACCUUUGUUGCUACCGAAGGUAUGUACACUGGUCAAUUCAUCUACUGUGGUAAGAACGCUGCUUUGACUGUCGGCAACGUUUUGCCUGUUGGUGAGAUGCCCGAAGGUACCAUUGCUUCCAACGUCGAAGAAAAGUCUGGUGACCGUGGUGCCUUGGGUCGUUCCUCUGGUAACUAUGUCAUUAUUGUCGGCCACGACGUUGACACUGGCAAGACCCGUGUGAAGUUACCCUCUGGUUCCAAGAAGGUUGUCCCUUCCGCCGCUCGUGGUGUCGUCGGUAUCAUUGCCGGUGGUGGUCGUGUUGACAAGCCCUUGCUUAAGGCUGGCCGUGCUUACCACAAGUACAAGGUCAAGCGCAACUGCUGGCCCAAGACUCGUGGUGUUGCUAUGAACCCCGUCGAUCACCCUCAUGGUGGUGGUAACCAUCAACACGUUGGUCACUCUACUACUGUUCCCCGUGGUUCCGUUCCUGGUCAAAAGGCUGGUCUUAUUGCUGCCCGCAGAACUGGUCUCUUGCGUGGUGCUGCCGCUGUUGAGAACUAAGUUAUUUACCUCUUUGUACUUUAUUUUAUUCCUAGGGUCUUUUCUAGUUCUAUAGUCUUUCUCCAAGUCAAGCCCCGUACCAAUAUCUAUCACUUUUCACAAAUGUUGUUGUGAGUUGAAAUUCUACCUCAGUUGUAUUUGCUUAUUGUAGAACUUGUACAUUGAACGUACUUACAUAGCUCCACUAGUUAGAAAAUGAUACCUGUGAUGUAUUUGGAAGUAUGUA